Messenger RNA from Schistosoma spindalis, 1790 nucleotides. NCBI's taxonomy places the organism in Eukaryota, Metazoa, Platyhelminthes, Trematoda, Strigeidida, Schistosomatidae. The record is from the annotation of a GenBank genome assembly.
UGGUACCGUAUUGGAACAACAAGAAGCGAUCACAGACACCUAACGUUUUACAUAAACUCAUGCCAAAGAUAUUGUAUAUUGACUCUAGGUCAGAAUAAGUUUGUUAUGUACCAUCUAUUAACGUGGAUUUUACUGAUUUCAAAGUUGUCAUGUACCUCAACGGAAAAGCUGCCGGUUAUUAUCUGGCAUGGGAUGGGUUUGUUAUUUUAUGCGGCUCGCUUAUUUUGAAGGCGAUCGAGGAACGGGUAUGGGUAUUCUGAAGCUAGCUAAAGCAAUACGAGACGAAAUACCUGGGACAUAUGUUAAAUGCAUUACCACCAGCGACUCAGUAAUCCGGGAUAUCGAAGAUACAUAUUUUAUGCCGAUUAAUGAUCAACUGGAUUAUGUUUGUCGUAUGAUACAUGAAGAUGAAAACUUAUCUAAUGGUUUGCAUAUGAUUGGUAUAUCACAGGGUGGAUUAUUUGUUAGAGCAUUAGUCCAAAAAUGCAACUUAUCGAAAGUCGGCACAGUUGUUUCUAUUGGAGGACCUCAACAGGGUAUAUUUGGGAUACCAAAAUGCACAUUUGAUGGCUUUAUUCAUCUGUGCUUAUUAAUGAACGAGCUACUUUCAUAUGGAGCCUAUAUUAAAUUUAUUCAGAGUCACGUUGUUCAAGCUCAGUACUGGCAUGAUCCAUUGGAGGAAGAUGUUUAUCGCAAAUACUCCCAAUUUUUAGCUGAUAUUAAUCAGGAAAACGAAAUAAACGAAAUUUAUCGUGAAAAAAUGAGAAAUAUUCAAAGAUUAGUAUUGGUAAAGUUUUCAAGUGACACUAUUGUAAUCCCAAAAGAAUCUGAAUGGUUUGGAUUUUAUCAGAAUGGAUCAUCGACAAACAUAACAGCAUUACAGGACAGUAUUUUGUAUACUGAAGAUCGUCUAGGCCUCAGAGAACUUAAUAAAAGGGGUGAUUUACAUUUUAUUGAGAAAGAUGGUGAUCAUUUACAUUUUGAUGUGAAUUGGUUUAUUGAAAAAAUUGUUAUUGCUUUUCUGAAAUAAUUUCGAUUAAUAAAAUAUACACUAUUUACUUCGUAAACUUUAGAGUAACAUAUAUAUUAUUUUUGACCAAUCAAUCAAAACAAUUCACAGAAUACAUAAAUCUUUCUUGAUUUUAACAUUUCAUUCAUCUUACAUUUUCUGAAAUAAAGUUACUGGUACAUCAUACACUUUAAAACGUACUCAUUAAACUAAAAGGUUAUCUAUUCUAAAUGACAAUUAAAUUAUUAACUAAUGAUUAAAAUCAAAGCAGAGCCUUCACUUGAAAUAUAAUGACCACUCAAAAAUUGUUUGAAUUGUUUCAAAUCAAGCUUCGAUACUGAUCUGUCAAAGACGAGAUUCACUCUAGUGUUUGGUUAAUUAAAACAAAAAACAACGACCUGAAACAUUUAGUCAAUUGCCUUAUAAGCUAUAAAACAUAACAAUGGACUUAUAAACACAUAAAUCAUAUAAAUAUUCAACGACUGACUGCAUUAAUUCACUCCAAAAACUUAUGAUUAGUUGAUAGAGAGCAUAUAAAUAACAUUAUUACUUUUUCUCUUACUUUAAAUAGAAUAUUCGAUGUGGGUGGAAUAUUUGUAGACAACAUAUUUUUGUCUGUUUUCUUGAAUACGAACAAUACUACGCUCAUUAAAGUGAUGAUAUAUUCAGUUAAACUAUUAAGCUGAUUUACUCUAAUAACUAGUCACGAUCACUAUUCUUUGUGAUCAUUCUCCUGUCAUGUUAAUGUAAGAUAAUCUACCACUACUGUUACCGAUUUCAU